Molecule: messenger RNA, 990 nt
Organism: Andrographis paniculata
Lineage: Eukaryota; Viridiplantae; Streptophyta; Magnoliopsida; Lamiales; Acanthaceae
Product: ethylene-responsive transcription factor TINY-like
Exons: 1
Coding region: 98-775 (225 amino acids)
Biological process (GO): regulation of DNA-templated transcription
Molecular function (GO): DNA binding; DNA-binding transcription factor activity
Source: RefSeq, a predicted model, not a curated record
UUGGCUUCUUUGAUACUUCAACUCACUCUUUUUUCCUUCACUAUAUAAAGAAAUUAUUGAGAGCACAUAAUAAUUAUUGGCGUCUGAAAUCCGACCGAUGGCCGUGCCGCCGUGUUCCACCGCCGCCGCCGCCGCGAGCCUGUCGGAAUCGAGCUCGUCGGAGGAGGCGAAUAAGGAGAAUAAAUGUCUGAAGAAGAGAGAGGCGAAUAAACACCCGAUCUACCGAGGCGUACGGAUGCGGAGUUGGGGAAAAUGGGUGUCGGAAAUCCGGCAGCCGCGGAAGAAGUCGCGCAUUUGGCUGGGGACCUAUUCCACGGCGGAGAUGGCGGCGCGUGCUCACGACGUGGCGGCGCUUUGCAUUAAGGGCGACUCGGCGAUCCUCAAUUUCCCUCGACUCACUGAGUUGCUGCCGCGCCCGGACUCGCUCUCGCCGAGAGACGUGCAGGCGGCGGCGGCGAAAGCCGCCGCCAUGGAGGAUCUCGGCUCUCUCGGCGGCGCCGCCGGAGAUACCGGCGGCGCGUCGUCGUCGAGUUGUGAGUCGAACGGCGAGUCGGACGAGUUGGCUCAGAUCAUUGAGCUGCCGAGUUUGGAAGGGAGCUACGAGCCGACCGAGUCGGGGAAAGAAUUGUCUGUGGUCGACUCCACAGAGGGGUGGCUGCACCCGCCGUCGUGGGCGUUGGAUAAGGACUUCUGCGAGUGUUUUUUGGAUCAGAUGGCAUCGGACGGUCACGAUUUCAUCACGUGCAGCUUUGAGACGGUGGGGUGGACUUCUUGAGGUGUGCCUUGCGCUUUUCUAGUUGUACUUUUCGUUUUCACGGACAAUCACUGAUGUAUAUAUUACCUUGCUUUUUCUUUUUUGUUUUUUUUUUAUCCCCUUCUGUCAGCACGAAUGUAAUAUACAAACAUAUAAAAAAUAUAUAUACAUAUAUAUAUAUAUAUUGAGAUUAUUAUAUAAACAAUUAUUUAUAAAAAAGCGUAGUUUUUGAACCU